GUGGCGGCGCGGCGGGCCGAGGCUGGGGCUUGCGCGGCGGGUGGAGGCUGGGGCUCCCGCAAGCUCACUUGAGAGGAGACUAGUUCGCAAAGAUUGACCGACGCUAUGAGCUCCUUCGAGGGUCAGAUGGCAGAGUAUCCAACCAUCUCCAUAGACCGCUUCGACAGGGAGAACCUGAGGGCCCGUGCCUACUUCCUGUCCCACUGCCACAAAGAUCAUAUGAAAGGAUUAAGAGCCCCUAGCUUGAAAAGAAGGUUGGAAUGCAGCUUGAAGGUUUGCUUAUACUGUUCACCUGUUACUAAAGAGUUGUUGUUAACGAGCCCGAAGUACAGGUUUUGGGAGAAACGAAUUGUAUCAAUUGAAAUUGAAACUCCUACCCAGAUAUCUUUGGUCGAUGAAGCAUCAGGCGAGAAGGAAGAGAUUGUUGUGACUCUUUUACCUGCUGGUCAUUGCCCAGGAUCAGUUAUGUUUUUAUUUCAGGGCAACAAUGGAACUGUCUUGUACACAGGAGACUUCAGAUUGGCUAAAGGAGAAGCUGCUAGAAUGGAGCUUCUGCACUCUGGGGGCAGAGUGAAAGACAUCCAGAGUGUGUACUUAGACACAACUUUCUGUGACCCAAAAUACUAUCAAAUUCCUAGUCGGGAGGAGUGUCUGCGUGGAAUCCUGGAGCUGGUCCGAAGCUGGAUCUCACGGAGCCCCUACCACGUGGUGUGGCUGAACUGCAAGGCUGCCUAUGGUUACGAGUAUCUCUUCACCAACCUCAGCGAGGAGUUUGGACUCCAGGUUCACGUGGAUAAACUAGACAUGUUUCGAAACAUGCCUGACAUUCUCCAUCAUCUGACAACAGACCGUGACACCCAGAUCCAUGCGUGUCGACAUCCAAAGGCAGAGGAAUAUUUUCAGUGGAAUAAGUUACCAUGUGGCAUUACUUCCAAAAAUAGAAUUCCACUCCACACAAUCAGCAUUAAGCCAUCUACCAUGUGGUUUGGAGAAAGGACCAGAAAAACCAACAUCAUUGUGAGGACUGGAGAGAGUUCCUACAGAGCCUGCUUUUCUUUUCAUUCCUCCUACAGCGAGAUUAAAGAUUUCUUGAGCUACAUCUGUCCUGUGAAUGUCUAUCCAAAUGUCAUCCCAUUAGGCACAACUAUGGAUAAAGUUAAAGAAAUCUUAAAGCCUUUAUGCCGAUCUUCCCAAAGUACUGAGCCCAAGUAUAAACCACUUGGAAAACUGAAGAGAGCUAGAACAAUCCACCUAGACUCAGAGGAGGAAGAUGACGAUGGUCUCUUUGAUGAUCUUCUGCCAGCACCUUUAAGGCACAAGGUUCCAAGCCAGCAGACUCUUCACCCUGAGGUAUUUCCCACACCUGCUAUAUCUCAAAACCAGCCUGAAAAAUGGAGAGAAAGCACAGGAUGCUUCAAAGCAGAGAGUAUGCCAACGUUCCUUUGGGCAAACUUUAUAGAUUGUGAGGAGUCCAACAGUGAAAGUGAAGAAUCAGAAAUUCCAGGAUCAGCUCAAGGAGACAUAGGUCCUGUCCUCCAGCCCCAGCAGAGGGCCGAUGGGGAAGUACCGCAGUGGGAAGUGUUCUUUAAAAGAGACGCUGAAGGCACAGACAACUGUUCGGAAAACCUCCCAUCUUCCACAGAGGCGGGGGGCUCCCAGUCCCCGAAGCUUUUCAGUGAUUCUGAUGGGGAGUCAACGCACAUUUCUUCCCAGGCCUCCUCUCAGUCAACACACAUAUCGGAACAAGGAAGUCAAGGUUGGGACAGCCAAUCGGACACUGUUCUGUUAUCUUCCCAGGACAGAAACAGUGGGGAUGUUACCUCCUUGAACAAAGGGGUCUAUAGGCCAGGAAUCAAAGAGAAUAUUCCUGCCCCUCAGCCAGAACAAAAUGUACUUUGCCUAAAGGACACUUACUCGGAUUUCAAAAGCAGAGAUCAAGAUGUAAAUAUAGUUCCUAGUGCUGGAGAAACCACCACUCUAAGCAGUGGGAAACAGAUGCUUCAGGAGAAAAGGCCAUUGACUCUUAGCAGCAGUGCGGAUUCACAAAGCUCCUCUGAUUUUGAAAUUCCUUGCACUCCAGAAGCUGAGCUUCCUAAACAAGAACACUUACAGUAUUUAUAUGAGAAGUUGGCAACAGGGGAGAGUAUAGUGGUUGAAAAAAGAAAAGGCUCAUUUCAUUCUAGAGCAACCACUAAAAAAUCUAUUCUAACAGAUACCAGUCAAAAUUAUAAUAGAUAAAAAUGGAAUACUUAGAAAUGAUCCUAUUACCUAAAAGGUGGCAGUAAAGAGGAAAUGGAUGACCGAAAAAUAGAACAGAAAACAUGACACAGGAGAACUGAAUCCAAACAUAUCAAUUGUUUCCCAGUCACUAAGUUGUGUGUGACUCUCUGCGACCCAGUGGCCUGCACCACCCUAUGCUUCCCUGUCCUUCACUACCUCCCAGAGUUUGCUCAAACUCAUGUCCAAAACAUAUCAAUAAUUACAAGGGAAUAGGGGGAAAAAGGUAAACCAACUAUAUACUGCCUAUAGGAAACUGACUUCAAAAGACUUGGGUAGGUGUACCAGUGAAAGAAUGGAAAACUUUACCCUGUAAACAUUACUUCAAGAUGCAGUGUCUAUACCCUAAUGUUCAAAGGUCCAGGUUACUGAGACAGAAUUGAAUCCUAAAUGAGUAAGUGCCUAACAAUGUUUAAAUACACAAAGCAAAAACAAAGAAGACAAACUAAUGCACGAUUACAACUAUAAGAGAAUAAGUUUAGAAAAAUAAGCAAGGAUAUGGAAGAACUGAAUGGCACCCUCAACCAACUGGAUUUAACUGAUGAAAGGACACUUCACAGCAGAAUACAAGCUUUUCAAGUUCACACAGGACGACGUUCACCGAUGGGUCAUAAACACACUUCAAACUUAAAUAAGCUUGAAUCUAUUACUGUAAACUGAUGGCUACAGAAGAAAGCCAGCCCUUUACCUACCUCAGGUGUUUCAUCAUCUUUAAGAAUGUUGGGGGAAGACAGUGGUAAAAUUAAAACCUAAAGAAAAUA
Messenger RNA from Dama dama (fallow deer), 3038 nucleotides. It is a transcript of the gene DCLRE1C, whose product is annotated as DNA cross-link repair 1C. Gene Ontology annotation, molecular function: damaged DNA binding; 5'-3' DNA exonuclease activity. Gene Ontology annotation, biological process: protection from non-homologous end joining at telomere; interstrand cross-link repair; double-strand break repair via nonhomologous end joining. The transcript has 14 exons. NCBI's taxonomy places the organism in Eukaryota, Metazoa, Chordata, Mammalia, Artiodactyla, Cervidae. The coding region runs from base 106 to 2238 and encodes 710 amino acids. The record is from RefSeq and is a predicted model, not a curated record.